UCGUUCCCUCUCCGGCUGAAAGGCUCCUCCGCUUUGUUUCCCCUCCAGAGGGCUCGUCGGCUCGUCGCUCGACUGGCGUGGUCUGAAGCGCGGGCCUUUUGAGCGGGGCCCAGAGGCAGAGAGGAGAAGGAAGGGAAGGUCGAUGGCCUCGGUUCUGGAGGAUCCUAUCUUGCUCCGUAAUUUUAAAGGUCACAAAGACGCAGUCACCUGUGUUGCCUUCAAUCCCACUACUAAAGCACUUGCUACCUCUUCCUUAGAUAGAUUUCUUAUGAUAUGGAAUUUGAGGCCAAACUCCAGAGCCUUCAGAUUUGUGGGCCAUGUAGAAGGUGUAACAUGUGUACAGUUUUCACCAGAUGGACACUUGCUGGCUUCUGCUUCUCAAGACAGGACAGCAAGGCUGUGGAUUCCUUGUAUUCAUGGCGAAUCUACACCAUUGAAAGGCCAUACUGCAACAGUCCGCAGUGUGAACUUCUCACAUGACAGUCAGUUUCUCGUUACUGCAUCCAAUGAUAAGUCAGUAAAAGUGUGGAGUAUUUACAGACAAAACCUUUUGUUUACCUUAUCCCAACAUACACACUGGGUGAGCUGUGCCAAAUACUCACCAGAUGGAAGAUUAAUAAUAUCUUGCAGUGAAGAUAAAACUGUUAAAGUCUGGGAUAUAAGGAACAAGACCUGCAUUGAUAGUAUAAUAGAUCAUGAUGGAUUCACAAACUAUGCAGAUUUCAGUCCUGAUGGUACAUGCAUAGCUUGUGCAGGUUCAGAUCAUACAGUGAAGAUCUGGGAUAUUAGAAUAAAUAAAUUAUUGCAGCAGCACCGAGUUCACAGGGCUGGUGUCAACUAUGUAUCUUUCCAUCCUUCUGGCAACUAUCUCAUCACGGCUUCGAAUGAUGGUACCCUUAAGAUUAUGGAUCUUUUAGGAGGAAGACUUUUGUAUACCCUUCAUGGACAUAAGGGGCCUGUCCUUUCUGCAGCUUUUUCGAAAGGUGGGGAAACAUUUGCCUCUGGUGGUACAGAUGCACAGGUAUUGCUAUGGAAAACAAAUUUUGAUGCAUUUGAAUAUAAGAAAAUGCUCAAAAAACAUACGCAAAAAACACGUAUUAUUGAUCCUCCUCACCUUCUUGAUAUUUACCCAAGAUCUCCUCAUCGUCAUGAUGCGAAAUCAAAAUCCAUAGAGAUAGAUCCCAGCUAUGAUGUAACAGACAUGCAAACAUUUGACCCACUAGUCAUAGAUAUUACCUCUUCAACCUCUUUGAUGUCUCCGACAAAGGCUCAGCGGGAUCCUCGUGCUUUAUCCUCCCCAACAGUAUCAAAAAGACGUUUGGAGGGUGAAAACAGACAAAUAUUGCCUUUUACGGAUGAGCCAGGCACCAUGGAUGAGCCUGUAGGCAUUUCUCCAGUUCUGACUAAUGCCUUGGAGCAUAUUGUUGAGCAACUCGACAUUCUGACUCUUACUGUCUCAAUCUUGGAGCAGCGCUUGACUCUGACAGAAGAUAAACUGAAAGAAUGCUUAGAGAACCAAGAGAAGCUGUUACUUUCUGUUCAUCAAUUAAAAUAACUCAUAUGUAUCUUGAUGUACACUUUUUAAUAUAUAUUCAGGAAAUAAUGAAUGCCGGUCUUGAAAUAAAGCAAACAAAAAGUGCCUGUGAGAAAUGUACUAAUCAUUGAUAACAUUUUAACUUGUAAUUUUUUAAGUAUUAAAUAUAUUUUGCUUAUUUUCUGAA
Molecule: messenger RNA, 1721 nt
Organism: Anolis sagrei ordinatus
Lineage: Eukaryota; Metazoa; Chordata; Lepidosauria; Squamata; Anolidae
Gene: POC1B
Product: POC1 centriolar protein B
Biological process (GO): transcription initiation at RNA polymerase II promoter
Cellular component (GO): transcription factor TFIID complex
Molecular function (GO): protein binding; RNA polymerase II general transcription initiation factor activity
Source: RefSeq, a predicted model, not a curated record